Messenger RNA from Salvia splendens (bonfire salvia), 1572 nucleotides. RefSeq names its product solanesyl diphosphate synthase 3, chloroplastic/mitochondrial. The record is from RefSeq and is a predicted model, not a curated record. Gene Ontology annotation, molecular function: prenyltransferase activity. Gene Ontology annotation, biological process: ubiquinone biosynthetic process; isoprenoid biosynthetic process. The transcript has 12 exons. Gene Ontology annotation, cellular component: transferase complex. Lineage: Eukaryota; Viridiplantae; Streptophyta; Magnoliopsida; Lamiales; Lamiaceae. The coding region runs from base 153 to 1427 and encodes 424 amino acids.
UCGGAGCCGUCUGUCAAUUUUCGUAAUUUCUCGCACAAAAAUUUAAUGUCGGCUUAUGAUUCCUUUAUCAUCACCGAUCACCGAUCAAUAAAUUUCCCCUCACCAACUGUUCCGAUCCGAGAAAAUUGAAGAAGCAGCAAAUACGCAGUGAGAUGAUGCGGGCCAGAGGGCUCGCCCGGUUAGCGAGGUCGGGCUACGCCCGUGGUCAAUGGGUCUACUCGUCUUUGGGAAGUGGCGAGAGCGCGCCGCUGCUGCUCGAGCAUUCCUCCCACUUUCGCAACCCUCUUCAGUCUUCUCGAGAGGUUUUGGGUUGCAGAGUUAUUUAUUCAUGGGUGUCAAAUGCCAUUAGUACGGUUGGGCAACAGGUUCAACUUCAGAGUAGCUCUGCAGUUGAGGAGCAAGUAGACCCGUUUUCUCUUGUUGCUGAUGAACUGUCGAUUCUCGCGGAUCGUUUGAGGUCCAUGGUAGUUGCGGAGGUUCCUAAGCUUGCCUCAGCUGCAGAGUAUUUUUUCAAAUUGGGAGUUGAAGGAAAGAGAUUUAGACCCACAGUCCUUUUGUUGAUGGCAACGGCUCUAGACUUACCAAUCCAAAGGCAAAUAUCUGAGGCUGCAGUUAAUACCCUGUCUUCAGAGUUGCGUACAAGACAACAGUGUAUUGCUGAGAUCACAGAGAUGAUCCAUGUUGCUAGCCUCCUCCAUGAUGAUGUGUUGGAUGAUGCUGAUACAAGGCGGGGUAUCGGCUCUUUGAACUAUGUUAUGGGAAAUAAGUUAGCGGUGUUGGCUGGAGAUUUCCUGCUAUCUAGAGCUUGUGUUGCUCUUGCUUCCUUGAAAAACACAGAGGUUGUUUCUCUCCUGGCUAAAGUCGUGGAACAUCUAGUCACUGGUGAGACCAUGCAAAUGACUACUACAUCUGAUCAACGCUGCAGCAUGGAAUACUAUAUGGAGAAGACGUACUACAAAACUGCAUCAUUGAUAUCCAAUAGUUGUAAGGCUAUUGCCCUUCUUGCUGGACAAACGGCAGAUGUUUCAAAUUUGGCUUUUGAGUACGGCAAGAACUUGGGGUUAGCAUUUCAGUUAAUCGAUGAUGUUCUUGAUUUCACCGGCACAUCAACUUCCCUCGGGAAGGGAUCCUUGUCAGACAUUCGCCAUGGGAUUGUUACCGCUCCUAUAUUGUUCGCUAUUGAGGAAUUUCCUGAACUUAGGUUGAUUGUCAACCAAGGAUUUGAAAAGUCUUCAAAUGUGGACCGGGCUCUAGAAUAUCUCUCAAUGAGUAAUGGAAUUCAGAGAACCAGAGAGCUAGCAGCAAAGCAUGCUAGCCUUGCAUCAGCUGCAAUCGAUGCCCUUCCGGAAAAUGAGGAUGAGGUUGUGCAGAGGUCGAGACGGGCGCUUGUAGAAUUAACGCAUUUAGUCAUCACCAGAACAAAGUAGAACAGAUAUACAAAUAUGAUUUAGAUCAUUCUGGAAGUCGCAAGAUCGUAUCUAGGACAAUUUUCCCUCUCCUGUUUUCGGUUGCACAAGACAAGUGUUAAUUCGAUCCAUCAUUUCCCCGAAUAAAAAUGUCUUCCACAUGAAA